This is a messenger RNA of Ilyonectria robusta, 822 nucleotides long. RefSeq lists its product as uncharacterized. Gene Ontology annotation, molecular function: IgE binding. The transcript has a single exon. The record is from RefSeq and is a predicted model, not a curated record. NCBI's taxonomy places the organism in Eukaryota, Fungi, Ascomycota, Sordariomycetes, Hypocreales, Nectriaceae. Gene Ontology annotation, cellular component: extracellular region. Bases 1 to 822 code for a protein of 273 amino acids.
AUGAUUACCUCCAUUAUUAUUAUCCUCAGCGCCGUCCUUGGUGUCUCCGCUCAACUCGGCGGCUAUGCCCAUAGGGCUGUCCACCAACGACGGUUCGCCGUCACCAAAGACCCCAUCAUCACAGCCACUACUACUUUCACCAAAUACGUGACCGAGGCUGCCAUUGCUGACGCUAGCUCUUCCAGCGUCGCCGUCACUUACCACGACUUCUGCACCGACAGUAAACCCAAGCGUGCCUCCGCUGAGCAGAUCGCCUACAAGGGUAAUACGGGAACCAGUGACGACUACGGCUGCAACAUUAUAAUGCUCAGCAAUAUUAACGCAGCCUCUCAGUACAAGUACACCGCCAGAUUCAACAACGCCGUCGACCGGGACCAGGCUUGCGUUUGCUUCAACAAGAUCGGCCCCAAUGGUGGUAUCAAUGGCUCUUGGAAGGGCAAUCAUGCCAUCUCCUUCACCCUCGCCGCCAGUGGUACGGAAGUUAUUGCAUUCGAUGACAACUCUCAGGGUGGGUGUGCUUGUAGUGUUGGCACUGAGGUCGUCACUACCGCCAUUGGCCAGUUCGCGGGCACUUGGCUCGAGUUCGACUUUGGCAACGUAUCCAAUGACAACUGGUCUGGUGCUGAUGCCUCCUGCCUGGUCGCUGCCAAGAACGGCCUCGAAACUCCCGCCCUGAAGGUCUGCGGCUCCGGUAUUUGCUCCACCAUAAACAGCGACGGCAGUGGUGAGAACGCUUACGUCAAGGGAAUGGAGGCUGAGGAUGGUGUGGGCCUGAACCUUCCCCCCGGUAAGGUCCGCCUUACUCUCACAGUUGGCGAGUAA